AUGGCGUCGUCAAGCGAUCCAUCAAAAUCAGUGAUGGAGAGGAAGAAGAAAGGAGCUCCGAUCAAAUUCUUGGUGCCUCUGAUAUACGCGCCUGUUCUUCCUCUGAUUCGGUUGUCUCUGAGGCAUCAGCCAGUUAUCAGAGACCGUCUCUUCGGUCUUGUCCUCGUCGGUGCUUUUGCUCAUGGCCUCUAUCUCGUAACGGACAUAUAUGAUGCAGAGAGCAAAUGA
Messenger RNA from Microthlaspi erraticum, 228 nucleotides. The record is from the annotation of a GenBank genome assembly. Lineage: Eukaryota; Viridiplantae; Streptophyta; Magnoliopsida; Brassicales; Brassicaceae.